AUGAUAAUUGAUAAAAAUUUGUUCGUAGAUAAAAAAGCUACGGUCGAACAUCAUCGAUAUUCUGAUCUUGGCUUACCAAGUGUUGGCGUGACAAUUGCUGUUAAUGAAGAUGAGCUUGUACUACGUAUAAGAGAUCGAGGUGGUGGUAUGCCACGAGCAUUGCUUGAUAAAAUAUUCGACUAUCAUUUUUCGUCGAAUAACUUGGCUAAUGAACCAUCGUUACUCUCUUACACUGAUUUUGAAAAUCAUUUUCAUGAUCAGCUUGUUACACACGAUAGUACCAAUCGCAUGAGCGGCUAUGGUUUUGGUGUCCCGACGUCUCGUGCGUAUUGUGAAUAUUUGAAUGGGUCGCUGACUAUUGAAACCAUGUAUGGUAUUGGUAGCGAUGUUUAUGUACGUGUUGGACUUCUAACGUCGGAGAAUCGCAUUGUACGUUUAUAA
Adineta ricciae is the source of this 441-nucleotide messenger RNA. The record is from the annotation of a GenBank genome assembly. Lineage: Eukaryota; Metazoa; Rotifera; Eurotatoria; Adinetida; Adinetidae.